Messenger RNA from Ruditapes philippinarum (Manila clam), 1356 nucleotides. Its product is annotated as neuropeptide F receptor-like. Gene Ontology annotation, biological process: neuropeptide signaling pathway. Gene Ontology annotation, molecular function: G protein-coupled peptide receptor activity. The record is from RefSeq and is a predicted model, not a curated record. Bases 64 to 1278 code for a protein of 404 amino acids. NCBI's taxonomy places the organism in Eukaryota, Metazoa, Mollusca, Bivalvia, Venerida, Veneridae. The transcript has a single exon. Gene Ontology annotation, cellular component: membrane.
AAUUUUAGCGACGUUUACUACGACAUUGAUGAUCCCGACGAAACAGUUGAGCCAAACAGUAUUAUGCUGGUCACAAUUGGAAUGCUUGGGUUUCUAUCUAUGUCUGGCAUUUUUGGCAACACCCUAGUGCUUUACGUCUUCACAAAGCAGAAAAUCAAAUUGAGUUCCACUAUAUUUAUCCUCACGCUAGCAGGGACCGAUUUGAUAUCGGCUCUUGUUACAAUGCCUUUCACCAUUUUUAUGGAACUACGUCACUUCCGAAUAGAUAUUGAUGCCUUAUGCAAGCUGUAUCACGGGUUAGCAACAACGUCAAUUCCUUUUUCAGCUUCCGUGAUGGUUGCGAUAGCUGUUGAUCGAUACAUGUGCAUUGUUCAUCCAUACAAGCAAAUGAUGACGAUCAAAAGAGCAAAGAUCACCGUUGUUCUUCUUGCCAUAUUCUCUAUGAGUAUAGGGUUUCCGAGUUCCGUUAUGUAUGGCGUAAAUAAAAUUUAUAAAAGCAACUUAACUGCCAUUUCACAGUCGAUGUUUUAUGACAGUUUAGCAGAGUAUCCCUUCUUAAACAAGAGCAUUCCAGAGCAGAACAAUUUAAGUCAAAAUACAGCAGAUAAUACGAUUCUUACCGUCGUCGUCAACACAGGUCAAUGCCAUAAAAACGAAAUUAUUGUUGACAUGUCAUUUUUUAGUAUAUAUCAGAAACUUUACUCGUCGUAUUUUGCUGUUUGUGCUGUUAUAGUGAUCAUCUUGUAUGUCAUUACCUACAAAUCAGUGCUCACACGACGCCGCAGACGAUUUCAUCUGACAACAACAUGCUGUCUAUUCCUUUCACCGAGGCACAAUGAAGAGACUACGAAACCAAAGCCAACAACAAAGUUCAUUAUGAGCAAUAUAGAUGAGUCACCGUCACAUAUAUCAAACAAAACAACGCAAGGUGAUUCAUUUAGAAGUGAGCAAAAUCAAGACGACAAUCAUACAUGCUCAGCUGAAAAGCUAGAUUCCAGCAAAGAAUCUUUAAGUCGAUGCGGCGUCUCAAAAGCCAAAAUGGAGAAGCUGAGAGUUGCUAAUAUCAAAACUGCUCUGAUGUUGUCAAUUGUAGCUCUCACAUAUGUGAUUGCAUUUCUGCCAGCAUGGCUGAUGGCUCUGAAAGUCAUUUCAAUGAAUGUCAUAGUGUUCUAUAUGUACUUCACAUACAAUGUUGCUAAUCCAAUCAUUUAUGCAUUCCUUAAUCAAAAUUUCCGUAAUCAUUUAGGAACGCUGUUGAAAUGCAGGCAAGGAACUUAAUCCAUUGAUGAACGCAAUGCUCGUCAGUUCCUAUAUUACAGUAAGGGCUCACAUGAAGAUAUAACUUUUCAACAACAA